Molecule: messenger RNA, 1283 nt
Organism: Arabidopsis arenosa
Lineage: Eukaryota; Viridiplantae; Streptophyta; Magnoliopsida; Brassicales; Brassicaceae
Source: the annotation of a GenBank genome assembly
AUAGAUUUUCUCAUCCGGUUCUUAUGUUAAAUCAGACCGGAGUGGCAAAUGAGUGACGGUUUAACCGGUAAAACCGACCCGGUCCGGUUUAUAUCUGCGUUGUUGAACAGUGUCGUUGUCAUUGCUCUCUUUUCACAUUCACGGGUCUAUCUAGUGUCUACACUGAGAUUUGGUGAAAGAGCCAUGGACUUUGAUGCUUCGUGUAGCUUGGUUUUAUGUGGUAAAUCUUCUGUAGAAACUGAUGCAGCAACACGUUUGAAGAACAAUAACGUUCUUAAACUCCCAGAUAAUACCAAAGUUUCAAUCUUUUUACAAUCUGAGAUCAAGAAUUUGGUUAAAGAUGAUGAUUCCUUCAAUCUUUCACUAUUCAUGAACUCGAUUUCGACUCAUCGGUUUGGUCGGUUUCUCAUUUGGUCUCCAUUCUUGUCUUCCACUCAUGAUGUUGUUUCUCAUAACUUCUCUGAGAUUCCAGUUGGUUCAGUGUGUGUCACAGAUAUUCAGUUUAAAGGUCGAGGCAGAACAAAGAAUGUUUGGGAAUCUCCAAAAGGUUGUCUUAUGUAUUCGUUUACCGUAGAAAUGGAAGAUGGUCGAGUAGUGCCUUUGAUACAGUAUGUGGUGUCUCUUGCUGUUACUGAGGCAGUGAAAGAUGUUUGUGACAAGAAGGGUUUGUCGUAUAUUGAUGUUAAAAUAAAGUGGCCAAAUGAUCUAUAUUUGAAUGGCCUUAAGGUUGGAGGCAUUUUGUGUACCUCCACAUACGGAUCAAGGAAGUUCCAUGUCAGUGUUGGUGUGGGAUUGAAUGUGGACAACGAGCAACCGACCACGUGCUUAAAUGCAGUACUAAAAGACAGUUGUCCUGCAUCAAACCUACUUAAAAGAGAAGAAAUUCUUGGUGCCUUCUUUCACAAAUUCGAAACAUUCUUUGAUCUAUUCAUGAAACAAGGUUUUAAAUCUCUCGAGGAGCUUUACUAUAAGACAUGGCUUCACAGCGGACAAAGAGUGAUUGUUGAAGAAAAAAACGAGGACCAAGUUGUUCAAAAUGUUGUGACUAUCCAGGGUUUGACUUCUUCGGGAUAUUUGCUAGCUAUGGGAGAUGACAAUGUAAUGUAUGAGCUUCAUCCUGAUGGCAAUAGUUUUGAUUUUUUCAAAGGACUGGUCCGAAGAAAACUAUGAACCAAAGAUUUCUUGAAGCACCUUCUGGUGGACGCUGAUGUUAUCUAGCAAUUAGCACCAUUAACACAACUACUAUAAGUUUGGAUUUUCAAAAUUAAACAAACUGUUUUGAU